Molecule: messenger RNA, 2201 nt
Organism: Ahaetulla prasina
Lineage: Eukaryota; Metazoa; Chordata; Lepidosauria; Squamata; Colubridae
Gene: NFYB
Product: nuclear transcription factor Y subunit beta
Exons: 8
Coding region: 1175-1792 (205 amino acids)
Biological process (GO): regulation of transcription by RNA polymerase II
Cellular component (GO): nucleus; CCAAT-binding factor complex
Molecular function (GO): DNA-binding transcription activator activity, RNA polymerase II-specific; RNA polymerase II cis-regulatory region sequence-specific DNA binding; protein heterodimerization activity
Source: RefSeq, a predicted model, not a curated record
CGCGCCGCCGCUGAGGGGACAAGGAAGUGUAGGGGGGAGCCUGGAAAAUCUAAAAAAAAAAAAAAAAGGACGAGCGGCCGGAGCUGAGCGGAGCCCAAGCCGGGCCCGCCUGCUUGCCGCUUCUUUGUGCCGCGUCUUCUGCUCCCGCCGCGAGGGGAGGAGAAGGCGAGAUGGCGGCGCUGGCCGGCCGGGCCCUGGAAACGCGGGGGCCCCAGAGCGAGGCCCGAGCGAGGCGGCGGCGGCGGUGCCUCGUCCUGGGUCGCCUGCGGGGCAAACCGUCCUUGCCUUCCUUUUUUUUUUCCCGCGCCCUCUUCCCGAGGGGGGGGUCCCUCAGCGGCGAGCCCCCCCCGUGGCCCCCUCCUUGCUAUUUGAAGGGGGGCUAUCGUAAUCCUCGGGGGGGGGUAGAGGGCUGCCUCCCCGUUUCUCUCUCUCCCUCCUUCCUUCCUCGGGUGGAGUUGGGCUUUUUUUUUUUUUAAGCCAACCCGCUUUGUCUGCUUCUCGGCCUAAAAACGAGGGAUGGCGGGGUGCGGGGUUCGUUGGCCCCCACUCGCCUGCCCCGACUGACCCUCCGUCGCGCUGCCCCCUCCGCUUUUCGCGGUUCGAAGAAGGUGGGGGGGGGAAAUGGGACGCUGUCAGAAAGGGCUCCCGCAAUCCCCCCAGCCGGAUGAUGUAUUUGUCCUGCUGUCCGGGCACGGCGGCCCUAAAGGGGUGUGUGUGGGGUGUCGUAGGGCUGCUAUUUUAAUUGCCCGAAAGCUUUUUUUUUUCUUCCCUCCCCUCCGCUGGGUGUUGUGUUUUUCGCUGCGCAUUUAUUAGCAUUCAGACGUUGCUGUUGUUUUCUCUUGUUACGUCUCCCACGUGCGUCUUCCUCCACCCCACCCCGGUUGUCAAAGCGCCUUUUAUCGCUCCCGCCCUGAAAGGAUUCAACCCACCAGGUGGAUAUACACACACUUCCGAGUAAUUUGUUUUUUCCCCUUCUCUACAACGUACACACAACUACAACAGAUCGGUAUUGUCGGAUCAGGGUUGUUUUGUUGUUGUUGUUUUGUCAGCCUGCCUGCCUAAUUUUAAGGUGCGACCAUAUAUGAUAGCUGAUUUUAACACAUCUUGAAGAGUUGAAUAAACAGUAGACAAGACUUGACUGAAAUACUGUACUAGGAAGGUCCAGGAGUGCAAGAUGGAUGGUGAUAAUUCUACAACAGAUGCUUCACAGCUGGGAAUUGCUGGAGAUUAUAUUGGUGGUAGUCACUAUGUGAUCCAACCUCAUGAUGAUACUGAGGACAGCAUGAAUGAUCAUGAAGAUACAAAUGGUUCCAAAGAGAGUUUUAGAGAACAAGAUAUAUAUCUUCCUAUUGCAAAUGUGGCAAGGAUAAUGAAGAAUGCUAUACCUCAGACAGGAAAGAUUGCUAAAGAUGCAAAGGAAUGUGUGCAGGAGUGUGUCAGUGAAUUCAUCAGUUUUAUUACAUCAGAAGCAAGUGAGAGGUGUCAUCAAGAGAAACGGAAGACAAUAAAUGGAGAAGAUAUUCUCUUUGCUAUGUCUACUCUGGGGUUUGAUAGCUAUGUAGAACCUUUGAAGUUGUAUCUUCAGAAGUUUAGAGAGGCAAUGAAGGGAGAAAAAGGCAUUGGUGGAACAGUUACCACAGCAGACGGCCUUAGUGAGGAGCUCACAGAGGAAGCAUUUACUAACCAGUUGCCAGCAGGUUUGAUAACUACCGAUGGCCAACAACAAAAUGUCAUGGUUUAUACAACGUCCUAUCAACAGAUUCCUGGUGUUCAGCAAAUUCAGUUCUCAUGACUUGAAGGUUUUAGACAUGUAAGAAAUAUGAACAAGGAAUGCUAAAGGAAAGAGAACUUGAAUUUGAAUUGGCUAGCGAAGAAAGAAAUGUCACUUUGUAUAUUCAAUAGUUGUAAUGUAGCUUCCUGAGGCUUGACUAAUUGAGAUGUGAACUCUGAUUGAAACCUUUUUUCAGGAGUGAUUUUAAAAGAAAUUGGAUUUUAAAGGUAUUAAAAUAUUUUUUUUGUUUUGUACAAGAGUUUGUUGCUCUGUAUAACUCCUAUAUGCAUUGUAUAUUGCAAUUUACUACUGUCAAGAGAUUUGUAGACAGUUUCUUAUUUUCAUAUUGAAUCAUGUUACUUUUGUAAUUCAAGUAAACAGCUGGGUUUAAUUCACGUUUACCCUUUGAAUAAAACAUAAGGGUACAGUU